AACUUUUUGGCAAAAGUUGGCUAAUGCGUUUUAAUCAGCGCACUCUGUUUGCCAAACGGUGUCACAUUGCCCUGCUAAAACAGUUGAUCAUAAAAACGUUUUUUGGUGGUGCUCCUCAAAGUUCCUCAAAAAAGGAACUUGCAGGAAAAAUGGUGGUGACGAAAAACGGACACACGAUCCAUCCCUGCAUCAAGGAGGUGAUUUUCGUGACUUCCAGCGUGCCUUCUUCCUUACCAAAGCCGCGCACUUCAAGAAUAUCCGAGCUACCUUCCUUAAGGUACGGCCCUGUGGGGGCCAAAACUUCCCUAACUGGCCCUUUGAGAGUUUCGGGCAACUGCCGCUAUGCACAGCAUGCUAGAGAAGCUAGAAGCGCCUCUAUGGAACGGGACAGAGACAAACCCUCCAAUAAACCGGCUCGAAGAGUACGAUUCGCACUACCGCCAGCAGAUGGGAGUGAGAGUGUGGAAAACCGGGCGGAAAAUAUCGGCACUUUCCCGCCGCGCAUUUCAAGCCGCAUUUUCCAUGUAAACAGUGAAAAACCGGUCAGUCAACGACCGGCCGCGAAACGAUCAACUCCGAAGACAUCGUCGGACCCGAGCGCCGAAAAGUUUAGUUUGACGCGACGUUUCGAAAGGUUUCGCAAGGAACGUCUUCAGAAUCACUGGCAGGAUUUCGGCGAGAAAGUUGAGGUGCCAGUCAGCUUCAGUCCAGACAAUAUUAAGCUACGUGGCCUCAAAUGGAACGAUUGACUUGCUAGAACUGAUGCUUCAAGUGCCCGGUUUGGAUCCAAAUAAGCCGGACAAUGAGGGCAACACCCCGUUGCAUUUCGCUGCCCAAGCUGGGCAAGUGGAAUGUUUAAACUGCCUGGCAAGCCGAUGUCGAGGUGUGGAAAUUGACGCCCGAAACAAUUUAGGAUUCACCCCUCUGAUGAAGGCGGCUCUACAAGGAAGGAAUAAGUGUGCCAAAUUACUGUUAUUCGCUGGAGCAAAUCCAACCCUUAGGGACAAUGGUCGAAGUUUGCGAGCAGACGAAUGGGCCCGAUUUUGUGGACGUUACGUUUGUGCGGAUGUUAUAGAAAAACACGCCCGUCAGCGGCUCUUGGAGCGAUCCACCUCUUAUGGAAACUGGGGAAUGGAGCACGAAAUGGGCAACACCGUGAUCAUGGGAGGCAAAGUGAUCCCUCUGCCUCUAAGUUCGCCGCCACCUUCAAACGGUCUAAAAUCCAAACUAAAAAAAGUAUUUCGAACGUCUUCCGGACCAUCCUCAGACACCUUUUCGACGACGCGAUUGGUCACGCAAUUGACGACGGCGGCGCUUUGCGCCAGUAGUCCAGUUUUUCCUAUCGAGGGGUCGGUUUCGCCAAUGGUAAAGUCCCUGUUGAGGCCUUUAACAGUACCGCGACUUCAGAUUACUCUUGUGAAUAACAACGGCGACUGUCCGAAUAACAACUUAGAAGAUAUGGAUAAAUGCGAGAGGAGCGACCACGAAGACUCGAAUGGGGAGGCGAAAACAGUGUCCAGCAAUGGAAUGGUCAAUCACAGUAAAAGUGAAAUUAUCAAACCGGCCAGGAGCAAGAAGAAAAAAUAGCAUCAACUGAAUUAAAAUAAUUACUUUAGGGAGUGGAUUUGCAGCAUUAAGCCAUUGGUUGGCCUGAGGCUUCAAACCCAACCCAGCACAUCUGUGAAGAGACUGCUUGAUUAUUAUAUAAAUUAUAAUAACCUUAACUCUAGACUUCUAGCUAUUAACAAGAUGAACAUCAAAUUAUGUGCGUCAACUCUGAAAAAAAUCAGUUUGUGUGGUUUACAAAGGGAUUUAAUCGCAAGACCUUUUGUAGCUUGGUAGAUAUAGCCUACCUUUUUAGCGGAGAUUUUGAGAACAAGUAUUGUGUUUUUCUAUAACAAGCCUCUUUUGAUAAAUGUUUAUACCUAUUUGGGCAUUUUGCGUUUGUGUAUACAUGGAUUAUUUAUAGCUAUUUAUGCUCUCAGAUUUGUUACCAAAGACGGAUUAGGAUCAAGCCGCUCUUAAGCCCAGUUUUAUCGUGGUGCCUGCUUGAGGAGCUUUAGAAGCUUAACCAAAUUUCUUAUUUUUUCCUCUUCUACGGUAUUUCCUGUGAAAAACCUUUAUACAUAUUUAUGCUUUAUCGGACUAUUGAUUCUUUUUGCCUGUUUCACUUGCUUGCAGCAGAAAUCAUCAACUCCUCACAGGCACCACAGAUUGAACCUCAGCUUCAAUUUACCAGCGGCAUUUAUAUCCGAAUUAUCAAUAAGCAACAACGCAAUGCUGAUUUUAGGUUGUUUUGGUGGUUCAGCCAAGUGAGUUUAUUUGCGUUGCGAACUUGUUUCUCUCCACAUGAUAUGUAACGGACCAAAGACCUAUUUUUUAAAUAUACCCGACAAAUUUCGUCUUCUUCUUACCUAAUUCAGUAGGGAUACUUUAUCGAUCCUCAUAUACUUAACUAUUAUCAACUGCAUUAUUAUAAGAGUAUUGAAAAAAUAUCGUUUAAGCUGCUAUGUACAAUAUACCAACUGUUUAUAUUAAAAUAGAAUUUAAGACCCUGUU
This is a messenger RNA of Dendroctonus ponderosae (mountain pine beetle), 2559 nucleotides long. RefSeq lists its product as uncharacterized. The record is from RefSeq and is a predicted model, not a curated record. Lineage: Eukaryota; Metazoa; Arthropoda; Insecta; Coleoptera; Curculionidae. Gene Ontology annotation, molecular function: protein binding.